GAAAGAGAGAAAGAGAGAAGAGAGAAGAGAGAAGAGAGAGGAGAGAGAGUAUGUGUGUGUCUCGUCAAAUACGAUGGAAGUCGUUUUCAUGGAGGCAGCGAUGAAGUUUCAGGAGAGAGAAGAUGAGAAGGAGAAGAAACACGAUAAUGGAUUCUCCUGCUAAACGCGGAAAUGUCGUAAGCUUUGAUUCGGUGCUUUAAAAGGGAUUCCGCUAGGAACUCGGUUGCAGCGUUCUGAAGAUUCAGGCAACAACUUGGAAGUGGAAGAAGAAGAGAAGAAGAACAGGGGAUCGAGACGCUCUGUAAAAGUCAAGUUUGGGGAAAAAGGUUUUGUUGGAUUUCGUCAGAAGCAGUAAAAUAAAAAGUGGCGGAGCUUUUGAAACCCUAAUUUGGUAUCUAUGGCUUCGGCUGCUAUUUUCUCCUCUUUGCGAAGAAGAAGAUCGCCUUCCUUGGAGGCUUUCUUGGCUCCUGUUCAUCUCAGCGAAGUAGCCCUUGUUCAGGCCCUUGGUAUCGUCGCUAAUGAGUUGAUGUCUUUCUCACAUCACCCGCAUCCUUUCCAGAAACGAAAUUCUAGAUCCCUGAUUCGGAAAAUUGAUGUCUUCGUCAUCCUCUUUGAUUAUCUCAGAGACUCUGGCCGCAGUCUCCCCUCCUCUGCUAUUCUUUGCCUAAAGGAGCUUUAUCUACUCAUAUACCGAUCGAAGAUACUUCUAGAUUACUGCUCUCAGUCGAGCCGGUUGUGGCUUCUAUUACAGAAUUCUUCGAUUUCUGGCCACUUCCAUGACCUGAACCAGGAAAUAUCCACUAUCCUCGACGUUUUGCCAUUAAAGGAACUUGGUCUAACUCAGGACAUCAGAGAACAGAUUGAGCUGCUGAGCAAACAGGCUAGAAGAGACAAGCUGUUUAUUGAUCAACAUGAUGAUGAGCUGAGACGGCGACUCUAUUCAUUCCUUGACGAAUUUGAGCAGGGAAAGAUACCUGAUACUGCAGAACUGCAGAGUUUCUUCAUGGACAGAUUGGGAAUUCGGGAUGCCAAAAUUUGUAGAGCUGAGAUUGAAUUUCUGGAGGAGCAGAUUUGUAACAACGAGGGGGAUGUUGAACCUACUGUGUCACUACUCAAUGGGUUUGUUGCUCUCACAAGGUACUGCAGAUUCCUGCUUUUUGGAUUUGAGGACGAAGAAGUAGGUUCUGGGAGUCAGAAGAAAACACGGGGUGGUCUUGUAUAUCAAGAAAUUGGGGACACUUUCCUUACCAUUCCAAAGGAUUUCUGUUGCCCAAUCUCGCUAGAUUUGAUGAGAGACCCAGUUAUAAUCUCAACUGGCCAGACCUACGAUCGAGCUUCUAUUUCCCAGUGGAUGGAGGAAGGUCAUUGUAGCUGCCCAAAGACGGGGCAGAUGCUUUCUCAUACACGUCUUGUUCCCAAUAGAGCUCUCAGAAACCUUAUUUCUCAGUGGUGCACAGCUCAUGGAAUUCGCUUUGAUCCACCGGAGAACCUGGAUCCACCAGCAGAAGUUGUCGCCAUGCCAACUUCUACUAAGGCUGCAAUUGUAGCUAAUAGGGCAACGGCUGAGCGUCUCAUCCAACAGCUGUCAAAUGGAUCACAGGGGGCAAAAACAGUUGCUGCUCGUGAGCUGAGGUUGCUAGCAAAGACAGGGAAGGAGAACCGUACUUUUAUUGCAGAAGUAGGAGCAAUUCCCCUUCUUCGACAGUUACUCUCAUCACCAGACCCAGUUGCACAAGAGAAUUCAGUAACUGCAAUCCUCAACCUAUCCAUUCAUGACAAAAACAAGAGCCGGAUUAUGGAAGAAGAAGGAUGUUUGAAAUCUAUUGUUGAAGUUCUAAGAUUUGGGCACACAACAGAGGCAAGGGAAAAUGCUGCGGCAACACUUUUCAGCCUCUCUGCAGUUCAUGACUACAAGAAGAGAAUCACAAGCGAGGAAGGGGCAGUUGAAUCCCUGGCAGGACUUUUGAGAGAGGGAAGCUUGAGAGGAAAGAAGGAUGCUGUAACAGCACUGUUUAAUCUGUCCACACACUCAGAGAAUUGUGAGAGAAUGAUAGAGUCAGGUGCAGUAACAGCCCUGGUGGGAGCAUUGGGAACUGAAGGAGUAGCAGAGGAAGCAGCCGGUGCAUUGGCCUUGAUUGUUAGGCAACCAAUUGGGGCUGAAGCAGUUGAGAACGAGGAGCUUGCAGUGUCAGGAUUGAUUGGAAUGAUGCGAAGGGGAACUCCAAAGGGUAAAGAGAAUGCAGUGGCAGCAUUGCUUGAGUUGUGCCGGAGUGGUGGCACUGCUACAACUCAGAGGGUGGCUCGGGCACCAGCAUUGGCAAGCUUGCUUCAGAGUCUACUAUUUACAGGUACAAAGAGAGCAAGACGAAAAGCAGCAUCACUUGCUAGAGUUUGCCAGAGGUGUGAGGCUGCAGCAUUGCCCAUGGAAGGGUAUGGAGUUGGAUAUGCAUUUGUUGGCAACUCGGCUUCAGAUCGGAGUUCAAAUUUUGCUGGGGAUGUGUCUGUUCCAGUUUCAAUAUCUGUGCCGGUUUUGUAGCAGCAUACAUCCCACUGUAAUUCCAAAUCAUUUUUUGUUCUCCAUUGUUGUUGGUAAUAUUUACAUUAUAUUCUUUCAUUGAACUGUCAAGGUGACGAGUGGGACAAGAAAAAUUAAAAGAAUACAAUACGUGAUAUGUUUAGCAAGAGCUGUGUGUGUUAUGAACAUACAGGUCACGUUAUUUUCUCUCUUUCUUUUAUUCUUUUUCGACAGGCGAUUGCAAGUCAAGAACAACCUUUUGCAAUGAUUCAACUGCA
Nelumbo nucifera (sacred lotus) is the source of this 2793-nucleotide messenger RNA. The record is from RefSeq and is a predicted model, not a curated record. Lineage: Eukaryota; Viridiplantae; Streptophyta; Magnoliopsida; Proteales; Nelumbonaceae.